AUGAUGAUUCAAUUAUGCAAGAUCGACCACAGCAGGAUUCCCAUCCAGCUUCUGGUGCUCGCCCAGCUUCUGGAGUCUCCGGCACCGCAUGCUUCCCGUCCUUCCGCUUUUGGUGCUUUUUCUCCGCGUACCCCUGCCGCAGAGCCCAUCCCUGCGAUGUCUUCGGGUCGGAAUGCCCCUGCCGCAGAGCCCAUCCCUGCGAUGUCUUCAGGUCGAAAUUCUCCUGCCACCAACGACAAGGAACCAUCUCUUCGUCAACUUUUUGCUUUACUCCUGCAACAGAACGCAGAUGCCCAGCAACGUCAAGAAGCACUUGAACGCAAGCUGGAUCGUCAAUUUGAGCAAUCUCAGGAAUUCAAUGAUCGUCUAUUUGCUCAAUCCUACGAACUUCAAGACCGUCUGGUUUCCGCCCUUUCAACCUCUGUGGCAGCAAUCCAGCGCUUGAAGCCCCUCCCAGCACCGUCUAGCGCGCAGCCGUCUCCGCGCAUGGCGAGUUCUCCCUCCCCUCCCAGCCCUCGGCUGAUGCAGACGCAUGUCAUCCCGGUUGAGUCAGACCCUUCGUCGAUUCCCGAAGCUCCCCCUCCAGUUUCUCUCUUACCAGAGCGACUGAUGACUCCGUUGCCAGGUAUUCGUGCUUCUAACAUGCAGCAGAAUCCCUCUCGUGACGCGUGCAUGUCGCUGAUUCCUCAGCCCACGCCCGUCCGUCCUUCUCAACCUUUCCCUGGUGACAAACUCCCGAAAUUUCAGCCCCGAACGUCCAUCACCCCCUUUAUCGGUCAGGCUGAUUCUCGAAGCAUUCACAGCUGGCUCUCUCAGAUGGGACGCGCUCUGUCUGUUCAACGGAUUCCCGGCAACCUGUGGGUUUACUAUACAACGACAUUUCUUGAUGACUCUGUUCUUCAACGCAUGUCUCACGAUCGUCCUCUUGACGAAUGGUUUCUUCUUCCUUGGUCGGAAUUCUGUCUUUUCAUCACGCAGCAAUUUCCUCCCGCGGCUCACAUCGCCAAACUACAGCACCAAGUGACCAAUCUCUGUCAAGGCGUCAACGAAUCGAUCACUGAUUAUACUCUUCGGACGCAACGUUAUGUUGACGAACUUUUACUCUACAAAUCUGAAACUGUCGUAUUUCAAGAGCACAAUCUUCUUCAGCAAUUUGCCAACGGUUUUCUCGACCCGGAAGUUCGACUCGUUAUGGUCCCCAUAGCGCACAUGCAUCCUGCUACAGCUGCCACGAUGUCGCUUCUCGCACAGAAAGCUUUCGCCUUCGUCAAACCGUCUUCUUUGGUUCCGGCUCCACAGCCCAUUUGUGCCCUUCAACCCUCUCCGUCGACGCCAGGAGUUCAGCCCUCCCCAGCUCCCGCGCAGUCCUCCAGUUCUCCCCCAAAUUAUUUCUGCACGUACUGCAAACGUUCUGGACACACGUUGAAGUACUGCCGCAAGAAAAAGCAAGCUGAUCGCAAUGCUUCUUCCGCCGUGACACAGCCCUCCCAUCCUCCAGCGAGUCAAGCCGCCAUCGUCAAUGCCAUCACGGCUCUCCUUCAGAAUGGUGCUCCAGCUCCUAACCCGGGCUCUCCCGGUCCCGUCACGCAUUCCCCUGCAGUCGCCUCCGCUUCUGCUCCUCCUGGGACAGUCUCUUCGUCCUCAUCAGCAAGAGCUCAGCCUCCUGCUGAUCCCCCGCCUCAGGAAUAG
Guillardia theta CCMP2712 is the source of this 1689-nucleotide messenger RNA. RefSeq lists its product as hypothetical. Bases 1 to 1689 code for a protein of 562 amino acids. The record is from RefSeq and is a predicted model, not a curated record. Gene Ontology annotation, molecular function: nucleic acid binding; zinc ion binding. The transcript is spliced from 2 exons. NCBI's taxonomy places the organism in Eukaryota, Cryptophyceae, Pyrenomonadales, Geminigeraceae.